Molecule: messenger RNA, 909 nt
Organism: Microthlaspi erraticum
Lineage: Eukaryota; Viridiplantae; Streptophyta; Magnoliopsida; Brassicales; Brassicaceae
Source: the annotation of a GenBank genome assembly
AUGGCGCUAGUUGUGAUAUGUGGGCAACCUUGCAGUGGGAAGUCAAUAGCUGCAGUGACCUUAGCCGAAGCACUGAAAGAAUCCGAAACGAAACAGAGUGUGAGAAUCAUCGACGAGGCUUCUUUCCAUCUAGACCGCAACCAAAACUAUGCCAACAUGCCUGCAGAGAAGAACCUGAGAGGGAAACUCAGGUCAGAUGUUGAUAGAUCAGUCUCUAGAGGCGACAUUGUUAUUGUAGAUUCCUUGAACAGCAUCAAAGGUUACAGAUACGAGCUGUGGUGUAUCGCUCGUGCAGCUGGGAUUAGGUAUUGUGUUGUCUUCUGCGAUGUGGAUGAAGAACAUUGCAGGCAAUGGAAUAAGGAACGUGGUGAUAGAGGGGAGGCUUCGUAUGACGAUGGCAUAUUCGAAGAUUUGGUGAGAAGGUUUGAGAAACCUGAGAGAAGAAACCGGUGGGAUUCGCCUCUCUUUGAGCUAUACCCUUCUCGAGAUGGAAUAGAGAAAGCCUCUCCUGUGAUUUCAGAGGCUGUGACUUAUCUAACCAAGACUGUUGAUUCCAAAACCCAAGACGUGAGGAUUCUCCAACCGAGUAUUGCAACUCAGGGUGCUAGAUUCUCUGAAGCGAACUCUCUUUACGAGCUGGACAGAGCGACGCAAGAAGUCAUUAAUGCGGUCGUGGAACAACAAUCGCUUGGUGGAGCUAUAAGCAGAGUGACUCUUGGCAGUGAACUACCUCCGAUCGAAAUCUGCAGACCUGUUGGACUACCGGAGCUAAGGAGGCUACGAAGAACGUUUGUUAAACUGAUGGGUCAAGCGAGUCUGAGCGGGCCACCGUUACCAACUGAUGCUGACAGUGCAAAGAGACGGUUUGUUGAUUACUUGAACAGAGAGUUUGGAGGUAGUAGUGCUUAA